UUUUCAGACAAUUUCAUGCAAUCAACCGUGAAAAAAGCGCUAACGGGUUUGAUAGGUAUUGAUAUAGCCGUUGGUAUAGCGUUUGUUUUAGUGGUGAAUCUUGUCGGUAAUGGAUCUGAUAAUAAAAAAGAUGAAAAAGAUGUGCCCGCGGUUUUCUUUGCUAUGCACACCGAUAAGGAUGCAAAUGUAGUGCGGCUUGUAGCUGACGAAAAUGAAAACGAGGAUGAAUGCAGUUUAGCCAAGAAUGUCAAUGUCACUAAAGCGGCGAUCAACGAAAUAAAAAGUCAACAAUUUCGGUUUAUUUUCUUCACGGAUAAAGCAAUCGCAUCGAAACGCAUGGAAUCGUCGGAUGCUCUCAAGGAGUUGGAUGAAGUUGAAAAUUUGACAGAUCUGCAAACAAAUUUCAAACAAUUACCGGUUUUGAGAGAAUUUUUGAACAAGAGUGGUGAUGGUGAUUCCCUUAUAUACUACAUUCCGUGCAGAUUCAACAAUAGCGCAGGUGGCGAUGACAUGGAAGAUUUUGUUAAAGAAUUAAAUGCUAGUGGUAUGAAACAAAGUAUGCUGUUUGUCUCAGCUAUUGAGGAUGGCGAUACUAUCAAGGAAUGGUAUAAAUUAGACAAAGGGAACGUUGUUGGAAAAGGCGAAAGCGUAGUGGAAAGGAUAAAAGAAUUUGUCGCACCGAAAACAACUACUACUGCAAAGCCGAGCCCUACUGAAGCCUCCGUAACUACACUGAGUACAACAGAGGUGUCUAUUACCGAGCCGAGCUCCACUGAAGCCUUAACUACACCGAAAACAACAGAGAUGUCUACCACCGAAAAUAGCCCCACUGAAGCCUCCGUAAGUACUCUGAAUACAACAGCGACGUCCAUCACCACUACGACUAGUGUUAUAACGGAGCUCGUCUCAACUGCGUCUGAAAGAACAGCGACAGAGCAAAAUAUAACGGUUGUAACGGAAUGAUGCAAAAUUGAUACACGCUAUGAAAUGAUUUCUCUGUAUUUAUAUAUCAAGAAGCACCGCAAAGCUUUUUCAUAUUUUCUUCUGUUUCUUUGCACAUGAUAACGUUUCUAUAUUUGAAGUUUGCAUGUUGUUGGAAAUGAAAGCAUGAUGUGUUUGGG
This is a messenger RNA of Cylicocyclus nassatus, 1121 nucleotides long. NCBI's taxonomy places the organism in Eukaryota, Metazoa, Nematoda, Chromadorea, Rhabditida, Strongylidae. The record is from the annotation of a GenBank genome assembly.